This is a messenger RNA of Bemisia tabaci, 1282 nucleotides long. It is a transcript of the gene cpa, whose product is annotated as F-actin-capping protein subunit alpha. The record is from RefSeq and is a predicted model, not a curated record. NCBI's taxonomy places the organism in Eukaryota, Metazoa, Arthropoda, Insecta, Hemiptera, Aleyrodidae. Gene Ontology annotation, biological process: actin cytoskeleton organization; barbed-end actin filament capping. Gene Ontology annotation, cellular component: cortical cytoskeleton; F-actin capping protein complex. Gene Ontology annotation, molecular function: actin filament binding.
CUCAGGGAUGAUUCAUUUACCACACUGUGGCAUCAGUGUGUGAUAAAGGCUUUGGUGCUUUGGUACUUACAAAUUUGUUGCACUUUGAAAGUUAGUAUGAAAUUUUCUAAUGAAGUGCCCUACCAUCGGUAUUCUUGACUGAAUGUUUGGUUCAUCGUUGUGCAGCAGACUGUCUGGAAUCCUUGUUAAUUGAAAUAGUUUCUUCAUAAUUUGAAAUGGAAAAUCAAGCCAACCCACCGAUAUCCGACCAAGAAAAGCUCCGAAUUGUGUCCGAUUUCAUCCUACACUCCCCUCCGGGUGAAUUCAAUGAAGUUUUUAAUGAUGUCCGUGGUCUUCUAAACAAUGAUGUACUAUUGAAGGAAGGUGCUUGUGGGGCUUUUGCUCAAUAUAAUAAGGAUCAAUUCACCCCAGUCAAAAUUGAAAAUAGUGAUUCAUCAGUGCUAAUUACAGAACACAAUGAUUUAGGUAAUGGUCGGUUUUACGACCCUAGGUCCAAGCAAUCAUUUAGAUAUGACCACCUGCGGAAAGAAGCCUCUGAUUAUGAUAGUUAUGAACUGGAUCCAUCAACGGAAUCAUGGCGAGCGGCAAUAGAAGCAGAGUUUGACAACUACACAGUCUCGCAUUAUAAACAUGGAUUUUGUAGCGUGUUCUCCAAGAAGCAAGGUCCAUCGAUCACUUUAGUUGCUUGUAUCGAAGAUCAUCAGUUUCAGCCUAAAAAUUAUUGGAAUGGACGGUGGCGCUCUCAGUGGACCAUCACAAUAUCCUCAGGAACUGCUGAAUUAAAAGGUGUCCUUAAAGUACAAGUUCAUUAUUAUGAAGAUGGAAAUGUACAGUUGGUUAGCUCGAAAGAAGUCAAAGAGUCUGUCCCCAUUUCGAGUGAGGAACAAACUGCAAAAGAGUUAAUCAAGCUUGUCGAGGAUGCUGAGAAUGAAUAUCAGACAGCCAUUUCAGAGAACUAUCAAACUAUGUCAGACACAACUUUUAAAGCUUUGCGUCGACAGCUGCCUGUUAGGAGAACAAAGGUAGACUGGAAUAAAAUUAUAUCACUGCAAUAUUUGACUGUAUCGUUAAAAAAUCACAAUCAUAACGAAUGAAAGAGAAUCAUCCUCACUAUCGACAAUAUGUGUAUAAACAUACUUAACUCUGUAUAGAUAUCUAACAUAAUGUAGUACCUAUCACACAUCGUGUAGCACACAAGUACGUGACAUUAUGUGGUGCAUACCUAUACUGUAUGUAUUCAUACAUAUUUAUCCUCUCAUCCUGUACAUUUUCAAGAGUUUUA